Messenger RNA from Aspergillus calidoustus, 4338 nucleotides. The record is from the annotation of a GenBank genome assembly. NCBI's taxonomy places the organism in Eukaryota, Fungi, Ascomycota, Eurotiomycetes, Eurotiales, Aspergillaceae.
AUGGUCAACACUCGGUCCCAGAGCAUGGCCCCGAGCAUGGCCCCGAGCGAGGCCCCGAGCGAGGCUCCAAGUGAAGCCAGCACAGUGAGCCGGACAGCGGGCGAACUCCUAAAACUGCAAAUCAGCGACAAGAAGAAGGGGAAGAAGAACGGUACUGCAGGCAGUGCCGUUGCCGCCAGAAAUGCGGCACACCGGGCUGCUGCCAGCGACGGCGUCUCGACCCGGGCUCGGAGGGCGACGUCCAACACGCCGCUUUUUGCGCUGCCGAUGGACCCGGUGAGAAGACCGAGUACUGCUGCGUCGACUGCCAGUUCUACGAGCACGGUUCGUCCGACCGAGGGCGUCUCGACCAGGGCUUCGACGGCGAGAACCGGGGCACCACUUGCUAUGCUUCCGCCGGCCCCGCCAAGGAGAGCUUCCACUGCCAACAGACCAAGGCCGAUGUCCAUCAUGGAGGCUUACGAGAGACGGCAGAGCGAGAUUGCUGCCAAUGCGGCUGCUCAAGUGCAAGUCCCUCAGAGCAACCUUGCGACCCCUGCUGCGCAUGCGAUGUUGCGUAGGGCUGCUGCCAAUGGGCGGGUGAGCACUACGCCCGCGGCCUCCGGUGGUGCUUCGACUACAGCGGAUUCGCGCAGCCAUGGAGCUGGUAGUGUUGCUGCUGCAGGUGCUUCGGGCGCUGGUGGUGGAGCAGCUUCUGGUGGCUCCGCUCCGCCGCCACCUCCUCCUCCCCGGCCCUUGGGAGGCGGCUCUGGGCAUGGUGAUGAUAAUGAUGUGGUCAUGGGGGACGAUGACGAAGAGGUGGAGGAAGAGGAAGAGGCAGAAGAAGAGGGAGCGGGCGAGGGAGAGGAGCAAUCCGACCAACCGUUCGUUCGAGGGACCCGAUUGACUGCAGCUCAACUUGCCGGCCUGGCGCCUCGACCUCCCAUCACUUAUUGGGGAAGAGCCAUGCCUCUAAACAAGAACAGUCGUACGCUACCACAACAGGCGUACUCGCUACCAACAAAGGACCAGUUGGCGCGGAUUGUGGACAAUUUCUACAAGCACAUCCCCAGGAGCAAAAUGUCCUAUGACAGAUGCAACAAUUGCUGGCUCGGAUUCCGCGAGUGGCUUCAGCAGACGGGACUCUGGGAUGGACAGUCAGUGUGGCCGGAGACGCAGUAUGAUGAGCUGGUCCGGAUUUCGGGAAUAAAGGCCUCACGCGUCACCGCCAGAGGAGGCCGUAACUGCGAUCGGUGUGUGUCGGUGGGACGCACCAGGUGCGGCCUACAGCAAGACAAUGCGUGUGAGGUGUGCAUCAGGGCCGGGUGGCCCUGCACCUUCACGGAUACCGACGGCGCCACAACGUACCAGAAUGGAACAGGCAACCUGGAGAACAUGAGCGGCGGCUACCGGGUGACUCGGGGCUUUCCAGGACAGCAGCUGGCCACCAUCCAACUGCCCCAGCCUCUGGAUCCCUGGCUGCCCCCUACGGACCUGCCAGUCCAAGUGGGAAGUUAUAGACAUCACCGCGACCUUCAGGCAGCGCAGGGGCCCCGAAGAGCCCGACCCGCCCCUAAGGUUGCAGUGCCAGCCCAGCCACCCAGAUGGGCCGACGACGAGUACGGCUUCAGCGACCUAAGCGGCUCCGACGACUCGGGGAACCUGGAGAACGAGGCCGAGGAAUUCAGAGACGCCACGCCACUCGCCAACGGGAAACGGGCCAAGAACACCAGCCUUGACUUUUCCCUGCGCGCGACGACCGCGCUGCCGCCCGCCUUCUUCCCGGUUCUCUCCAGGAGGCAGAUGCACAGGAUCCUGGUCUGGUGGAGCCAGAACCACGCACAGGGGCUGAAGCAGUGGACCCGCCACCGAAGAAUGUUCUUUGCGUACGCGCAGUGGGCGUUUGCGAAUGGCUGGUAUGACCCCGCGACACAGCGGUUCGAGGUCCACUUCAACGUCCUGUACGCAACCAUGGGAGGGGGUCGUAGACAGAGAGUGAGCACGAAUUGCGAUCGAUGCAUUGCGCAUCACUCGGAGAUUAGGUGCCAAGGGGAUCAAGUCAACGCGUGUCUGCCAUGUAUCGCCGCCGAAGUCCCAUGUACGGUGACCAACUACCCGGCGAGGCACACCCUCUACCUCAACGGGGCGGGCCAUGUCCCCGCAGGCAGUCAGCUCAGAGUCACCCCGGCCGGCCAGAACAUCAGCUACGUCAACAUGCGAGUCCCCCGCGAGCUGAUCGUCGGCCUCUUCCCUCCCAACACAGCGAAAAAGUACCUCAAGGCCACCUCGGCACCGGCGCUUCCUCCUCUGGGAAACCAGCCCCAGUUGCCUGUUGCGCCACCUGGCCCUCCUCCCGGGGGUCCUCCCCCUGGUCCGCGUCCGAUUGCCCCCGCUGGUCCUCCUCCGGGCUAUAUGCCGGCCCAGCCCUGGCAGUCGGCGCUCCCACAGCAGCAGGAGCAGCAGGCACUCCAACCAACCCAGACGGAACAAGGGUACAUAUAUCCCCCAGUGCCAACAGACCAGGAGCCAUGGGAGCAGCAGAUGCCACCCCAGCAACAGGAGCUAGUGGCCGGCGUCGGCCAGGCAGGCCAAUCGGUCCAUGAGCAGGUGACUGCCUGGGGAGCGCAACAACUGCACUGGAGCAAUCUGUACAUGCAAUCCCAGCAAAGGCAGACGGCACUCAGAAUGACGCUUUUCGGGCUCGGCGUCAGCCCUGACGUUGGAUCCCUUAUGACCCCCCUACCGCCGGCCCUUCCACAAUUCGAUCCUGUCGCCAACGCCCAACGGCAGGCGCAACAGGAGCUGGCCAGGUUGCAACAGUCAGAGGCGGAAAACGUCCGCCUUCGGGCGGUGAUUGACGCCACUAGCAACGCCCAGCCGAGUUCUGUGAUGUCGCUGGACCCAGCGCUAGCUCAGCCGUCUCCUUUUGCGCAGCCGCCUCGUGCUCAGCAACCGUUUGUUCAGCAGCCCUUUGUCCAACAACCCUUUGCUCCACAGACCCCUCAGCAACAAACAGCAUUCCCACAAGGACAAGGAAACUGGCAAAUGACAGAGUUCCAACAGAGUUUCUACCAACCCCUCAACCAGCAGACCGCACAGGCAGCUCCGGCUCCAGCUCCCGUCAACCCAUUUGCCCCCAUGGGUCUUGAUGUUAGGCCCGGCCAACCACAGAGCUCUACCGGCAACCCGAACCAGAGAAACACAGCAAGGCCUCAGCGCCAGCCGAAUACACUCACUCUGGGAAACACUCGUCUGCAUGAACCAAUGCAUAGACGCGUGAUGGGUCAGCAGACUACCAGCCAGCCCGAACAGGGCAAUACCGGCGCGACACCCACGACCCAGGGGACUGCGGGCCAAGCCAUCACGAUUCAGGCACCGACAGGCCAAACUGUCGCGACGUCGACAAACACGCGCACCACAACCGCCCGCCCAAAGGCCUCCACCAGAAAGCCUCCUGCGUCACGGACCGCAACCGGGCGAGUCACGAAACCGAAGAAUAAGCUUCCCACCACCACGGUGCUACAGCAGCCGCCAGCGAGUGCCAUAAAUCACCCCUCAAUGAAGGAGCUAAAGAGGCGUCGAAAGGAACUGAAAGCAAUGAAGGCAUCGGGCGAGUUGGACGACGAGAAUAUACCGAUCCCUGUAGAUAUCACGUUGCUGUGGGGUAUCUAUGCGCCCACAGGCGAGGAGGUCACUAGCGGCAGUGAGGACGAGGGUGCCGACUCUGGUGCUGCGGUUGCCAGCGCUGUUGGAAGUGGAACUGGCAACGCUGAAGGGUUUUCCAACGUGGCGGCGCAAAACACUGGAUUCUCCACUGGGACCGAUAACGCCAACUACAACGCCGGGCAGCCCAGCAACAUGGGUUUCCAAAAUACCGGAGGUGAAUAUUACGACAAUUCCAACGUCUACAAUGCUGGAAGUAGCAAUAUGGGCGUCCAGAAUCCUGGCUUUGUCUCUGGCAACAACAACAACAAUACUACCUUCUACAACACGGGAGGACCUACAAACAUGGGCGCCCAGAACGCCCGAUUUGUCCCAGGCAAUGAUGCCAACAUGUACAACAGUGGUGGCUUUACCAACAUGGAUGUCCAGAAUCCUGGGUUCGUCGCCGGCACUGACAACACCAACGCCUACACCUCCACUCAACCCGCAACCAUGGACCCCCAGGACCUCCUAUACACAAAUACGGACGUCAACCCCCGCACCCACUACCGCCAAGACCAAUUCAAUGCUGGCGAAGAGAGUUUCAUGGACUUGCUCGGAGAUGAUGCAGCAGGUAUGUUCAGCUACGAUAACGACAUCAACUUUUAUGGAGGACAACAGCCUGACCAGGAUGAGGACUUUGAUAUGGGCGGCUAG